UACGAACUUCUCUUGAUCAUUUAUUUCAGUGUGAAAGCGCGCCGUAUUUAUCGGUAAAAAUGCUGGGCAAAGUUCUCGUGGUGCUCGCUGGGAUAUCUCUGACUGCUUCCAUGAGCGGAGCGGAGGUGGAUCCGCUGUGCGCCAAGUACGGCAGCGAGCACACCACCUGUUUUCCCGCCAAGAACUGCGCUACCGAUGCCAACGGAGGGCCGUGUGGAGUUACCGAGGAUGAGAAGGUUUUCAUCGUCAAAUACCAUAACGAAUACCGACAGAAGGUGGCCAAGGGCCAAGAGACGCGAGGGUCUCCGGGUCCGCAGCCCGCGGGCAAGAAUAUCCGCGAGUUGAGCUGGAACGACGACCUCGCGCGGACAGCGCAGCGCUGGGCAGAGCAGUUUGUCUUAGGGCAUGACUGCAAAAAAUGCAAUAUCGUCCCUGACUACAGCGUCGGUCAAAACCUCUACCUAGAGGCGAAUUCUGCAACUAUUGAGAAAGCGAAUUGGCAGAAAGCCAUUGAUUCCUGGACCAAUGAAGCCGAGAAGAUGGAUGGCUCCAAUUUGAAGGGCAACUGGAAAGUCGUCGGUCACUACACUCAGGUAGUAUGGCACAAUACUCGUCAUGUUGGCUGCGGGGCCUUCGGUAACAAUGAAAAGUGUUCCUGGGUUAACAAAACUAACCCCUCUUGGGGUCUUUUAAACUGCGUUAAGUACAUCUGCAACUACGGUCCGUCCGGCAACAUGUUAGACAAGAACCAUGAGUUGCCGCCGCCCUACAGCACCACCGAGGGAUGCGUUAAGCCCUCAACCAACUACCCUGGCCUCUGCGCCGAGUGAAGCAAAGUCAAAAGUUCUUGUUGCUUUGAAAAAAUUUAUUAUUUAUUUCAAUAUUGAAAUAAUUUAUUAUUAUUUGCCGAGUGAAGCAAAGUCAAAAGUUCUUGUUGGUUUGAAAUAAAUCUUGAUAUCUUCUUAGACUUGCACUAUUCAUGUGUUGUUUACUCACAAUGCUUCUGUUUGCUGUAAUAUUCUGUUUCUUCUGUUUUGCAAGAAACUGUUCUGUUUUUUGUUUGAAACAAAGAGGGGCCAGGGUGGCCCAGUGGUUACAGUUCAAGUAUCAGGAUUGAAGCAGUAAAUGAUUUAUCUAAAUUGAGUGAUUUCUGUUAGAUUACAGCGUUGUUAACAUAACUGUGUGUUGGUUGCAUUAAAUGUUUG
This is a messenger RNA of Hyalella azteca, 1205 nucleotides long. RefSeq names its product venom allergen 5. The transcript is spliced from 7 exons. Gene Ontology annotation, cellular component: extracellular region. Lineage: Eukaryota; Metazoa; Arthropoda; Malacostraca; Amphipoda; Hyalellidae. The coding region runs from base 60 to 830 and encodes 256 amino acids. The record is from RefSeq and is a predicted model, not a curated record.